Messenger RNA from Prunus avium (sweet cherry), 1414 nucleotides. The record is from RefSeq and is a predicted model, not a curated record. NCBI's taxonomy places the organism in Eukaryota, Viridiplantae, Streptophyta, Magnoliopsida, Rosales, Rosaceae.
AUCGGUCCUUUGAGGUGUUGGCCUGGGGGCUUGUGUCUGUCACGAUCUAUUGGUGAUAUGGAUGUUGGGGAGUUCAUUGUCCCCGUUCCGUACGUAAAGCAAAUGAAGUUGUCUUCAGCAGGUGGUAGACUUAUCAUUUCGAGUGAUGGAGUCUGGGAUGCCUUGUCUGCAGAAACAGCUCUUGAUUGUUGUCGUGGGAUGGCACCAGAUGCUGCAGCUGCGCAGAUUGUUAAGGAUGCUGUAGGGCACAAGGGACUUCGGGAUGAUACAACCUGCAUUGUGAUUGAUAUUUUACCACAUGAGAAGCUACCCGUCCCGUUACCGCAACAAAAGAAGCAAGGAAAAGGAGUGUUGUUUAAAUCCAUGUUUCGGAAAAAGCCCUGUGACUCAUCUUCUAAUGUUGAAAAAGAGUAUAUUGAGCCAGACAUGGUGGAGGAAUUAUUUGAGGAAGGUUCUGCUUCACUUUCCGAGAGGUUAGAUUCAAAAUACCCGCUCUGCAACAUGUUCAAGUUGUUUAUGUGCGCAGUUUGUCAAGUAGAAAUUAAACCGGGAGAGGGUAUUUCGAUACACAGUGGAUCAUCUAACCCAGGAAAAUUGCGACCUUGGGAUGGCCCAUUCCUUUGCUCGAGUUGCCAAGAGAAGAGAGAUGCUAUGGAGGGAAAAAGACCUUCAGGAAGAAGAUGUGAUAGCGAUAGUGAUUAGCCGACCCUCAUUUGAACUUGAGAGCACUAUCAAUUACUUUGAAGUUGUUCAUGAAGUGGGAAGGUGGUGCUUCUCUUGAUAUUAGUUCCCUUCAAUUUCUCAAUGGGGAUUUACGAUCCGUUUUGGCACUCAACUCAGAAGGAACCAACCUAUCUGGAUCUCUCUUUCUCUCUCAUGUUUUCAUGUUUCAAAUCAGAAGAUCCCAGAUAGAGCCGCAUGCUUUCUUUUAAGUUCUGUUUUCUGACUUCAGAGUGACGUAAAAAACAGUGCCUGCCUCCCUUGAAAAGGGUUGUGGAAGGGCUGGAUGAACUUACUUGUGCUUAACUAUGCAUUGGAGGUAAUUUUCUCUCUGGAUCCAUGCCCUUCUAUUUUACAGAGCUAACAUUGAAACAAACCACUCUUCAAUGUAAUAUUAUUAUAUAGGUGAAAUUGAUGAAACCUCAGGCAGAUUCAUUACACAUUAGGAGAUUGAAAAAAACCUGUCUUCUCUGUUUUUCUGUAUUUGUUCAAAGUAGCUAUCCUUCCAUAUAACUAGGAAGGUAACUAUUAAAUAGAAAGAUUGACAAUUAUUUUUUGUUCUUUUUUGAAGAAAUUUAUCUUUUCAUUCUUUUCUAAUGAUGUUUCCUUUCCCCUGUUUGUAAUAAUUUAGUAUCUCAGUUAAAUUACUGGAUAGCUGCCCAUUUUAUCUCUGUACAAUUCCAUGGUCUCGUGC